GAGAAAACUAAACAUAACAUUGUAAAUUUUCAUUCCAGAAACUGUUGAACAUGUGCUUGAUUCUGAAGAACAAGUUGACAUUGUUGAUCUUGUGAAACAGAUGAUUAUGCAUGAACUGCCUUUGCUGGUUCCUGCGUGCCUUGGACUUGUGUUAGCUAUACUGGUUCCUAUCAUUACCUUGUUUUUCUGCUGCUGUAGAUGCUGCUGUGGGUAUUGUGGUGGCAAGCUUAGCACUCAGAAUGUGAGAAAACAUAAACUUGUCUGCAUGCUCAUCAAUGCUUUCAUUGUUGUCUCCAUGGUUGGAAUUCUCAGUGCCAUGGCAUGUUGUAUACCAGUGAGUGGAGGCAGACUGCAGACCAGUCCAAGGUUGAUAUUCCGUACCGUAAACGCCAGUCUUGACGAUAUUCCAAGUUUCCUUGAAAACUUCGUAGAUGAUGCUUCAGAUUUAACAAUGGAUGUGCUGAACACAGCUAUAGAUGAUAUUAAAGAUAACCUUGAUGAGUUGCCAGAUACAUUGUCAGACCCUGUAACUGAUGGUGCAAGACCUUAUGUUGACAAAAUAGAGAGCAAAAUGGAUGUCGUCUCUGAUGGCAUAGAUUCUCUGAAACUAGCGGAGGCACAGAUAAAUGACACUGUAGAUGCAAUGAUACUGUACAGUAACAAUCUACAGAUGGGACUGAAUAACAUUAAUGGAUUAUACAGCACAAUUAAGACUGAUUGUGGAAUUGAGGGCAAACUAUUUUGUGGCUCGUUACCAGAUGGAUCAGGCCCUGAUGCUCUUGAUGUCAGUAUUGACAACACAAAGUUGACGGAUAUAGCUGUAGAAGUUACAAAACUUGUUGCAGAGGCGAACAGCGUGAACUUGACUGAGUACACUUCUUUGGGAAACACAACCUUUGAAGAAGUACCCAAAACUGUUAGAAAUGCCAGCCAGGAUGCCAUUGAUUCUGUUAAAGCAACACUAGAUACAGUACAGGAUGACCUAGAACCAGAGAUUGACAAAGCAUUAGAAGCUGCAAAAUUUGACUUAGACUUAAGUGAUACCCUAGUCCCAUUAGACGAGGGCAUCGCUCAACUUGAAAACAAUAAGCAAGUCGUUGGAGCUGUGUUUACAGUGUUGUGCUGUAUUCUGUUGACUAUUGCAAUGACUGCGCUAGCGGGUCUGAUGCUUGGUGUCCUCUGCACCAAGAAGUCUACAACAUUAACCCAGACAGGAAGAACCAAGGCUGGACAUUGUGGAGCUUGUUUGCUAAUGACGUCUGUAGGGCUGGCAGUUUUCCCUGUCCUACUGGUUCUGUUAUUUGGGUCUGUACUGAUGUUACUAGGAGGUAAUCUUACCAUUAUAUGUAAACCUCUACAGGACCUUACAGUUUUCAGAAGGCUUGUGGACAGUGGGUUGCUUUUUGGUGGUGAAAAUCUGGGAGAGAAAUUCUUCAGUGAUGCAUCUCUUAAUAUGUCUGUCACAAACCUCUUCAAGACAUGUCGGGCUGAUGGAACUGUAUAUACAGGACUUAAUUUAGAGAGCGUCAUGAACUUGUCAUCAAUGUUCGAUCCUGAUGAGUUUGUACCAGAUCUGGGUGACAGUGUUGUGGACCAGAUCAACACCACUAUCAAAGACAUCAGCAUUGUUGAUACCAGUCUUUUUGAUGACCUCCAAUCUAAACUUGACUUGCCGGAUAUGGAUUUAAAUGCAGCACAGGAGGUUGAAGAUGAACUAAAUGGGAUAGAUCUUGAAGGAAAAGCCAAGGAGAUAAAUGACCUUGCAGAUACUAUUCCAGAUCAGAUUUAUGCAGAUAAAUACAGAGCAAUAGGUACUGGCUUACAGCAGUUACACAAUGAUAGCAAAGUACCAUUACAGCAAUCACUGGAAAAUCUAACAACAAUUUUAGAUGGACUAAACAGCACUAGUCAGUCGAUAAAGGCAAUCAUAACUGACUUAUCCCAGGAUUUAGAUGAUCUUACAAGUUAUAUUGAGAUCGAAGCUGUCAAUAUUGUUGUACAGACUCUUGAAGGCUUUUUGAAUGGAAUGAAGUCGGUCCCUGAUACAUUGAUCAACUCUGUCUUAAAUGAAUUGAGUACUGAUAUUGGUCGGUGUAAGGUUUUGGCUGAUGUCUAUGAUAUUGUGAUUGCCUCGUUCUGUGACCAUUUCCUAGAUGCCCUUAAUGUACUUUGGGCUUCAUUUUAUACUGGUGGGAUGGUGUGUGUCAUCCUUAUGGUGUCCAGUUGUACAGUCUCAAAAUACUUCAGGAGACCAGAUGAUAUGGUAUACACACAGCAUCGAGCACGUCAAAAUUUUACUAACAAUUCAAAUCCUUCACCAAGUAGUGCAAACGUGGACCUCAUAUAUUACAAGAGUCUGGCUGAAGGGAAUGCAAGCAACAAUGCUAUCUAUCCCAAGACAAACUAUCAAAGACUUCACAAAAAAUGGAGACAAAGGCGACGGUAUAUCACUGGUCCAUUUUCUGCUCAGUUCUUUGGAGGUAAUAGAGGAGGUACACCUGAAGAAACGGGAAAUGGUUUAAAAGAAACUCUAGAUCAGAAACAUGAUCAUGGACCUUUGUGUACAGUAAUUGAACUUGAUUGUUCAACAACUGACAGCGCUUGCUGCAGUCAAAGUCUGCCAUCUUUUGAAGGAGAUUCAAGUCAGGAUACGCUUGUAACCUUUGAUCAAAAACAGAAAGAUAGUAAUAUCACUGAGGGAGAGGAAUAUAAGAUUGUUGACAAAGUUGAGUCGUCUGUUAUUAGUCUUGAAGCUUUGAGCACCCAAGUAAAUGCGUCAGUUGAACAUGCAACAUCGGGAUGUAGUUCAAAAAGUGACAGAAACUGUAAUGAAAGUGCCGUUUUCCCAUACUUUCAGCUUAAUGGGGAUGAGUUUAUUUUGAUACCAGUAAGUCAGAUGAAAAUAGAAAACCAUGAAACCGAUGGUACAGCAAACGAAAUUAACUUUGAAGAACAUGGUGAUAAGCAACAGGCUAUAGAUAUGCAUGAGCCAAAACAAAGCGCUUGUAUAAAUCGUGAGAAUGUAGUUAAGGAUCAGUGGUUAAGCAGUUAUAAAAUAGAGUCGAAGUUUGAACAAACUGGUUCUUCACCACUUGUUAAAUACAGUUCUGAAAAUGAAAAAUAUGUUGAAGAAAGAAACAGAAGAAAACGACUUAAGCAGCAGGAUGCAGUAGCUGGGAUAACCUUUUCUAAUCUUGGUUACAUAGAGUCAGAUCAUGGCUCUGACGUUACUGAGAACAUAGAGAAUGACGAUAGUGAAUUGACUGCUGAUGCUCCCAAUCUAAAAUGUGACAGUUCUGACUCCUUAUAUUGGACUGGUAAGUCUUUAACUGAAAAUAAGAGCAUAGACAAUCUCGAUGAAAUGGAAUAUCCAGUACAAGAAAUUAUAUGCUCUUUGUGCAAAGGCAUUCGUGCUGAGAACAUGAACAGGAGAGACAUAGAAAUUGAACAAACUUUCCUUGCUGGUUCAAAGAAGGAAGAAUCAGUAGAUGUACAGCCAAUGUUAAAAUUUAAUAAAGUUGAAGAAGAAAACGUUAUAACAAGGGAAUCUGCCUCUGGCUUUAAAACUUCAGGAUUUAAUUCAGAGAUUGGAAUAUUAAGUAAAUCAUUGGAGAAUAGCUUUCAGGACUUUGAUGACACUUUUCAAAACAUGUCUGGAGGAAAUGAUCAUUCCUGUGUACAUCAGACUGGACAACAGAUGGAUUCCAAUAGAGGUGUAGAUAAAAAGAACAAAAAUGAAAGCCAGAAUAAGUUAGAUAUAGAAGUGAAGCCAUAUCGGUCAUUGGAAAACAUGAGGUCUCCACAGUCAGCCUUCCUGUUUUGGAAGUUUAUUGAAGAGAACUGUACUUGUCCAGACAAUGUCAAUAGUUGGCCGCGAGAAAAACACACAGGUGAUGACGUAAACAUCAAAAACAGUUUGAUACAGGACAAUGCCAGUGGAAAAUACGUAUGUAAUGAUCCAUCAUCACAGGAAAUACUACUUUGUGAGAAAUGUCCACCUGAAAAUGAUGAACUGUUGCCUCAAAAAGAACAGGAUGGGCGCAAUAAAGACCUUUCUUAUAAUGAACCAGAAUCUUUAGUGAGCUUGGCUGUUACAGCAGGGAAGUUGUCACACACACGAGAAGAAAACAAAACGUUUUGUAGAAAAAAUGAGCUGAAAAUCGAUUCUGAAGAUGUUAGGCAUCCGGAGUCUUUAGCCAGUUUAUCAAUGGCAGUUUCAUCCCAUUUGUCAGAAAUUCAACAAACGCAGGUACACCGAUGUGAGAUUGCAACCACAUGAAAAGACAGCACUCGGGUAUCUUACGUAUAGCGGUGUCUAUGACAAUGCAUACUGAAGUACUCAGUUAUGUUUGAAAAUAGAGACAUGCUGUCCAAUAUGUUAAAUAUGUUUAAAUGUGUGUUUUUGUUUAUUGUUAUGUUAUAAUAUUGAAACGUAAAUUGUGUUAAUGUGUUAAGAUUUUUUAUUGCAGAAAAAAGUUGUAUGUACUUGCCAUUGUAUAAUUAUGAUGACAGUUUGUGGUCUACAUUGCUCUGUUGAAUAAUUGUAUUUACAUUUACAAUGAGUUGUCUUGGCAGCCAUUUUGUCAUUUAUAUCACAAAGUCUUUGUUAGACGAAAUAUUAUUUAUUGGAGAAAUAAAUAAUCACAUACUUGA
Mercenaria mercenaria is the source of this 4653-nucleotide messenger RNA. RefSeq names its product prominin-1-A-like. The transcript is spliced from 23 exons. Gene Ontology annotation, cellular component: microvillus; prominosome; cilium. The record is from RefSeq and is a predicted model, not a curated record. The coding region runs from base 101 to 4279 and encodes 1392 amino acids. Lineage: Eukaryota; Metazoa; Mollusca; Bivalvia; Venerida; Veneridae. Gene Ontology annotation, molecular function: cholesterol binding.